Messenger RNA from Thlaspi arvense, 1917 nucleotides. The record is from the annotation of a GenBank genome assembly. Lineage: Eukaryota; Viridiplantae; Streptophyta; Magnoliopsida; Brassicales; Brassicaceae.
AUGGCUCGGAGAAAUCUUCAUUUCAUGGAGAAUGUUAUAAGCAUAUACAAAAGCUUGAAUGCAGCCGUCAGUGUUCAUCUCCCACAAUUACUGAACAAUUCCAACAGCCCAAAAGAUGGUGGAUCUGAAGAUUCUGAGAUGAUUGACAAGGUUGUGAUCAAGCGACGUGGUGGUGGCAGUGAUUCCUCUGGUCUUGAUGGUUCUCCACUUCCAACCUCACAAGAAAGCAAUCCAAGACCAAAGCAUCAGGACUGGACUAAGCAGCAGAAACUCGAUCAUCUCCCAUCAUAUGAGUUCGAAUCCGAGAAUGACGCUGGCAAUCAUACACCUGAGAGUCAUACAGGACAAGCUGCAAAAAGUCUUGACAAGACUGCGAGGAGGCGAAUUUGUGGUGACUCCCUUACUCAUGAUGAUUCCUCGCCUCCAAACUCACAAGAAGGCAAUCCAAAUUUUAAGACUCAGGAUUCGACUGUGCAACUGGAGAGCCUCCGGUCAUAUGAUUUUCAGCCUGAAUCUGACAGUGAUCCCUCUGAUCAUGUAAAAGCACAGAAACAUCAGUUAUCCGAAAGUCAUGCAGAACAAGCUGCAAAAAGGAAGUGUGACAUUACUGCUUCUGAAAGAAUGGAAAAUCAUCAGCAAGUACCCAAGAGACAGAAGAAACUGAUGCAAAACGCUGAUGAUAUGGACUUCAAAGACAACUACACUGCAAACUCUGAUGAUCAGCUAAGUGGAAAAGCCUCAAUUUCAGAUCAACCAUCAUCCGACAUAACCAUAUGUGGAUUCUGCCAAUCUUCUAGGGUAUCUGAGGACACUGGAGAAAUGCUGCAUUACUCCAGAGGAAGGCCGGUGGUUGGAGAUGACAUCUUCCGCUCCAAUGUUAUCCAUGUCCAUAGCGCAUGUAUCGAAUGGGCACCGCAAGUUUACUAUGAAGCUGACACAGUGAAGAACCUGAAAGCAGAACUGGCAAGGGGAAUGAAGAUCAAGUGCACCAAAUGUGGUCUGAAAGGGGCUGCCUUAGGCUGCUAUGUCAAGUCUUGCCGCAGGAGCUACCAUGUUCCAUGUGCACGGGAGAUUUCCAGAUGCCGUUGGGAUUGUGAAGACUUUCUUCUGCUUUGUCCGGCUCAUUCUGCUGUCAAAUUCCCAAACGAGAAGUCUGGACAUCGCGUAUCUAGAGCUGAUCCCUUGCCAAAAACAAAUCCUGCAGAGCUUUGUUCUCUGGAUGAGAAACCGGCUAUUACAAAAGACAUUGUUCUCUGUGGAUCAGCACUCUCUCAGAGUGAUAAGCGCCUGAUGGAAACUUUAGCCGCUAAACUCAAUGCAACCAUAUCAAGGUACUGGAACCCAAGUGUUACACAUGUGAUUGCUUCAACAGACGAGAAAGGAGCUUGCACAAGAACUUUAAAGGUUCUUAUGGGUAUUCUCAACGGAAAAUGGAUUAUCAAUGCAGAGUGGAUGAAAGCAAGCCUUGAAUCUUCUCAACCUGUUGAUGAAGAACCAUUUGAGAUUCAUAUUGACACUCAAGGAUGUCAUGAUGGACCGAAAACCGCAAGACUCAGAGCGGCAACUAAUACACCAAAGCUCUUUGAUGGCUUGAAAUUCUAUUUCUUUGGAGAGUUCUAUAAAGGAUACAAAGAAGACCUUCAAAAUCUAGUCAAAGUGGCAGGUGGUACGAUAUUGAACACAGAGGAUGAGCUUGGCGCAGAAAGCAGCAACAAUGCCAAUGAACAAAGAUCAUCAUCGAUUGUGGUUUACAACAUUGAUCCUCCAAUUGGAUGUGCCUUAGGUGAAGAAGUCACGCUUAUUUGGAACCGAGCAAAUGAAGCAGAAGCUUUAUCUAGCAAAACUGGAUCUCGGGUCGUUGGUCACACAUGGCUCUUGGAGUCUAUUGCUGCUUACAAGUUGCAUCCUACGGUUUAG